Laetiporus sulphureus 93-53 is the source of this 393-nucleotide messenger RNA. Its product is annotated as Endosulfine-domain-containing protein. The transcript is spliced from 4 exons. The coding region runs from base 1 to 393 and encodes 130 amino acids. NCBI's taxonomy places the organism in Eukaryota, Fungi, Basidiomycota, Agaricomycetes, Polyporales, Laetiporaceae. Gene Ontology annotation, molecular function: protein phosphatase inhibitor activity. Gene Ontology annotation, cellular component: cytoplasm. The record is from RefSeq and is a predicted model, not a curated record.
AUGUUGCCCGCUCAGCGGAACAAGGUUGACAUCAGCAAACUCACAGAAGAGGAACAGAAGCUUUUCCGUCUGUAUGGAAAGUUGCCUACGCACAAGAAUGUCUUAAUGAAGAUGCAGAAAGAUCGCAAGUACUUUGACUCCGGCGACUACGCCCUCUCAAAGGCAGGUGUGGCCCCUCAAAACACCGUCGGGACCGCCAUCCCCAAUCCAGAGAACAUUCCGCACGCGUCGACCUCUCCCGUCUCUCACCAGUCACUUUCCAUCUCCCCCACAAACUCUAGCAUGAGUCCAGGGAAAGAGAGCCCAUUGGCCGAACAAUCGGCUACGGCCGGAGACGACGAAUCUGUUGAACAUGUAGAGUCUGAGGAAUCGUCCACCGCACCGGCAGAGUAG